CAAUGAUCAGAGUAGUUCCAUCCCGGAAUUCACAGGCGCUCGUCGCUUCAAACAAGCCGGCUUAGUACCGCGUAGAGUCGCGUAAAAGUUUAUAUUCCUGAUAGGAUCGUCGGGAAUCAUUGUAUGUCGUGUAUUGUGUAAUCGUGGGCUAACAAUGCGGUGGUCUACAGUUGUUCUAUUCUUCCUUUCUGUAUGUUCAGGUCUCUCACAUGCGAAUGUACCCAGUGAGGGGUUAGCGACUGAAGUUGAUGAUGGUGAACCCUACCUACACAUAAUGGCCAGAUCGACAGUAUACAAUGCUGGCGAGAGGAAAGCUAUAUACUGUAAAGGGCGUAAUUUGGCCGAGGAGAUAAAGUGGUACACCCCCUCGAACAAAGUAGUCGAGAUGCGUUCUACCAAGAAUCCCAGGGUGUACGUGGAGAAGAGGAAAGAUGAUGGAAUGCUCGCACUGAUCAUCCAAUACAUCAAGAUCCAAGACACGGGCAACUGGACCUGCAAAGCGGGCAAUAAGAGUGAAAAUAUUGAGUUUUUCGUUGGAGAAAAAGCCAAUAUUGCUGAAAGAAACGUCAAUAUGGAAGGUGAAGAAGGCAAAUCUAUUAAACUCACCUGUGAGGCUAAAGGAUACCCUACUCCAGUGGUGGUUUGGUACAGAGCUGACACCAGUCCACCAACUCCCAUUCAUGCUGAACCAAAGAAGUACAUCAUCAAGUCUGACAACUCACUGGAAAUUAAAAAUCUUAACCACGCCGACGUCGCUCCCUACGUAUGCAAAGUUAGACAAAAGGCAUUGUCUCAUUACACCGACAAGACGGUUCAUCUCACCGUACAACAUAAACCAAUAAUGUACAACCAACUGAAUACGCAAGCCUCAAAAUACAAGACUGAAGAAGUUUACGCUAUUAUGAAUGAAACCAAAAACAUUACAUGCAGUGCUAUCGCUAACCCUGCUCCAUCGUACAGCUGGUUCCGACGACUUAGCACCGACGAAGAUGUGCCCAUCAAAGAUCCUGAGAUGUUCUACACCGCUGAGGACGGCUCUUUCUCCAUCUUGAUGCUGAGGAUCCACAACGAAAGCGACAUUGGCCAGUACAUGUGCGUGGCGAACAACAUCAAGGGCCAGGAGUCAAUUAUCUUCGACGUCGGGCUCGGCGACAAACCCAAACCACCUGAUUUUGUGAGCCUGUACAGUGCUGACGCUUCAUCUUUCACAUUUAAUGUAACGUGCACCGUUUGCCCUAUGAAAUUAAAUGAUAGUAUUUCGGACAACCCUAAGAAUCUUACUCUUAAAGGUUUCUCAUUCCAAUUCGUGCCUGAGGUAGAUGACUUCCCCCCGGACUGGGACAAAGCGUUAUCAUUCGACGUCAUGAUUGAAAGUUCAAACAACUCGCUGUUCACCGUCGGUCAGUUGGCGAACAGCACGAAAUACCACGCACGUGUGUGCAGCAUCAACGCUGCGGGCUACUCCGACUGGGUGCCGAUCCUGCCCAACCCCGCAACCACCAGCACGGCUGUAGCCAUCCUCAACUCUCUCACACUACUCCUCAUGGGUACCAUCCUCGCGCGUUGUUAUUAAUUGGCUGUCACGGGAUAAUUGGUAUUUUUGUUUUGUGAUAUUUUAAUUGGGUGUUCAGCAAAACCGAUCUAAAUUACGUGUAAAUUAGAUCUAAAAUACAAAUUCUUAUCAAAUUGAUUAGCCUUUUUAUGCUUGGCAAAUAUAGCCCAUGCGUGCCAUAAGAAUUGAGUAUUUUAAUACUGAUUUAGUUCAGUUUUGCUAAGCACGUCCAAUUGCAAUUUUACCUUUAGUUGACAAAAUAUGAUAUUUUAUUUACUUAUAACCCCUAAAAUCAUAGACUAGCGUAAUUUAUUUAAUUUAUUUUAGUAUUUUAUAGUUAGCAACUGAUGCCAAAUAUUGUUUAAUAUAUUUUAAGAUGUAUUAAUUAUCCCCUUGACAUUCCAAGAAUGUAGAUAGAUAUUUAAUUUGAAUAAAAGUAAUUGUCUAUUAUUGAAGUUUUAAAUAAUUAUUAAGUGUUCAAUUCUCUUAUAUAUUUAAUAACGGCCUGAACAUCUAUAACUUGAACAUGUAUGUAUGUACUACUAUGUCAUUGUUGUAAUAGAGGAAACUUGGGAUGCGUUAAUUGUAGCCACUAUGUUAGCACUUGUAUUGCAGCUUUUGGAAAAUUUGUACUUUAAAUAAAACGUAUAUAUAGAGCCUAAAAUUAUAUAAAUUAUUCUAAUGGAGGUGUACCUUUUGGAUUACGAGGAGAAUUUUCAGAGACACUUAAUGUUUUAAAAACAUAAAGUAGUUAUGAUGAUUUCAUACAAAAAUAUUAUAUCGGUAGAAAAUAUAUUGUUCAAAAGUUCUUCAAACUUAGCAGCAAGCGCAAUAAAACAUUUAUAAUUUGCAAUUCUAUGUGUAAAUAUAAUGUAUGCUUAUAAUUUAAUGUAUUCUAUCAUAAUAUAGUUUUAAGUUAAACAUUCAGAUUGAAAACUUGUAGUUAAGAAUAUUUAACAAAUAUGUUAUUCAAAAACGUAAGAGCAUUUUGUGUCGACGUGCAAAGCGCAUGAGAAAAACGAUUUGAAACUUAAGUAUAGCAAGAACUGAUAUAAUUAUGCACUUAACGUAUGGGUAGGUUUAGAGUACAUAUUUUAAGUUUCUUAUUAGUUUUAGAAUAAGUAAUUAUUAAAUGUUGAUGAUACUGAAUUUUUAAACAUUGACAAUAUUCGUGCAGGUAUAUCAUUCCAUUUAAUUUAGCCUAUUUAAUUCGUGAGUUCACUUUCAUUUAUUGGGUUGUAUUUACUAACACUGCGGCUUAGGCUGUGGUUAAAAACGUCCGACAAUUUUUUGAAUUGUAACGAGUAAGUCCUCGAUUUGAAGUUAUUUCAGCAAGACUGAUAUACUAUUUAAUAGUUUAUUUCUACUGCUUCUUUACAUUGAUUAAUAAAGUUGAAAUUCAAACCAUUUUGCCAAAGACAUUACUCACAAAUUAGCUUAACAAGCUUUGUUCACUAAAGGGCAUACGGUUCCACGACAUUUUGAUGUAUGAAUCCAACUGCAGACUAAAUUCACGUGUAUUUAUAUAAAUUAGGAAAAAUAUAAAUAACAAGUUGAAUUGAUUGAAUUUGUUUUAUAAGAUGUUUAUUGUCGUUCAACCAACACAGAGUGUUCAUGGUUUAUAUAAUUUAUAUCUGACGUUUAUAUAACAUUAUAUCGACGCUAAUUUCCAAAAGUACAUUAAUUGUUACAUCACUUUCACUGGCCUCUAAUAAAAGAAUUUCUAAAAAUA
Messenger RNA from Manduca sexta (tobacco hornworm), 3284 nucleotides. RefSeq names its product hemicentin-1. NCBI's taxonomy places the organism in Eukaryota, Metazoa, Arthropoda, Insecta, Lepidoptera, Sphingidae. The transcript is spliced from 12 exons. Gene Ontology annotation, cellular component: neuron projection. Gene Ontology annotation, molecular function: protein binding. The record is from RefSeq and is a predicted model, not a curated record. The coding region runs from base 155 to 1573 and encodes 472 amino acids.